Molecule: messenger RNA, 3555 nt
Organism: Plutella xylostella (diamondback moth)
Lineage: Eukaryota; Metazoa; Arthropoda; Insecta; Lepidoptera; Plutellidae
Source: RefSeq, a predicted model, not a curated record
CCACUAUCGAAAGGCGGUUGGAGGCCGGUGAUCAACUCGGGGCUGCCCGGCUACGGAGCCUUCUCAGCCGCCCCACUGCACGCGCCGUCCUACAAGUACCAGGACAGCUACCAGUCCUCGUCCCGCCCGGUGGCCACCAGGGACGCCACCAAGCUCACGUCCAUCGCGCAGUCCUACCGGCCCACCACGCUGCGCACGUUACCCGCGUCGUCAACCCUGCCGCAGAACCAGCCCAUCAACUCAUACCUCAACCCCUUCUCCGUACCCAACAAUGGGCUGUCCCACUUCAAAAUAGUCCAGAACUUCCCGGGGGAAAACGUCGUCAUACGCAACCCUCACAAUCCUUACGCAGCGAGGCCUACGUUCUCUAAGUUCCCCACGAAGCAGCAGUUGAACAAGCAGUUCCAGAACAACGCCAUACAGCAGUUCAACAACCAGCAGUUCAACAACCAACAGCAGUUCAACGGCAACCAGUUCGCCAACCAACAGCAACUGAGCAACCAGCACCAGUUGAGCAACCAACAGCAGUUCAACAAUCAGCAGCAAUUGAGCAACCAGCAGCAGCUGAACAAUCAGCAACAGUACAACAAUCAACAACAGCUCAGCAAUCAUCAGUACACUCCGUACCAGUUUGCCGUCCCAUUGCCUGGAUACCAGACGCAGAAGCCUCAGGAUGUAUUCGGGAAGCCGAUUGAUAAAUACGUGAGGCCGACUGACGCGGGCAAGAGGCCUCAGAGUGCUGAGACGGAGAUCUAUAAGCCGGAGGUGUACAAGGUGGACAGCGACACGGCGCCGCAGUCCAUCAACCAGCAGCACGUGCGGACGGCGCAGCAGCAGCAGGCACCGGGGUCGAAGCCAACUGGCAACACUUUCUCGCAGUAUCCGGACAAGUUCGCGCCGCUGCCGCCGAGUAUUUUAGGCACGUUCAGCUCAUACGGAGUGCAGUCAGUGAAGGGUCGAGAGCCGGUGUUCCCUCCAACCAGAGCGACCUUCGCGUCGUCAGGCCAGCCCAGCAAGACCACCAUCUUCAACUCAUUCAGCUUCGCGCCCUACUUCAAGUCAACGCCCACAUACUUCCCACAAACCACGCCCAAGUUCCAAACCACACUCAACCAAAUACACUUCGGGACCACUGUAGGCGACUACAAGGCAACCCCUACUCAGCCACCUAAACUAUUAAACUCUGUAAAAGCAGACCCGCUCGCUGCCAGCAAGCCUAACUUCAAGCCGAGCCCGCAGGAUCCGUUCGCCAAAUUCCCCGGAAAAGCCAACAAAAUCCAAGCAUCAACCUACAACCCCAGCACACAGACGACCACAGCAGUCAACAGCUACUUCAUCCAGAACUUCAAAGACCAUCAAGUGCAGCACAACCAGGGCUACUACAACCAACAGCCAAACUUCAGUUAUGAGAACAAGAAGCACAAGAUCCACGACAGCAUCCCGUCCAGCGUGAACCAGCAGGCGCAGGCGCAGGCGCCCGACCCGCCGCGGCCGCGCCCCGAACUCGAGGCCACGCAGAACUCGCUCCCUGUCCCGGCCACUUACGAGGUCACCGAGAACUACGAGUCGGAUGACGUCACUCACAACUCCUGGCAGGCCAUCACUGACACGUACGAACAGAAGCCGGCGUCCGGCGAGCAAGUGCCGAAGGACGAGUUUCCUGAGGGCGGCCACGUCAAGCCCUCCACCACUCCCGCCACCGAUCUGCCCGAAGAAUACGCUAUCGUUACAGAAGGUGAGAAAGGCUAUGAAAACUCUUUGAGUUACGACACCAACGUUGAAGCUCAAAGCAGGCGGCCACUGGGCGAUGACUUCGAACCUAUCGGCAAGCACAAACUCAAGGACUACUACUACAGAGUAUCCACUCCUUCGCACGACGAAUUCACGACGCAUCACAAGAGGAAGCCGAGGCCCACGGAGGCGACCACAAGCGUGGCGUCGCAGGAGCGUGACGUCACCACGCACUACGUCAAGGCCACCGAGAGCCCCGCCGAGGCGCUGCCCACGCUGCCUCCCAACAAGCACUUCAAGAGACCCAACCCACAGGACCCCAUCGACAAGGACAAGAUCAGGAAGAGGAACAAGAACCGCAGACGCCGCCCUCCCGCAGCCAGCGCCAACAAUGACAAGGAAGAGACGAGCACCCGUAAAUAUCAGUACUCCACUGAAGCAACCACUACGGAAGCGGAGGACCACACCAUAAAACAAAGAGUGAGGGUGCACAAAAACAAAGGACAGAACAAUCUGACUACUCCUACCAUUUCUACAGACUUGUCGACGAGCGCCCUGCCGACCACGUCUCCGACUGCACCCACCAUCGUGAGGAAGAAGAUCAGCCACCGCCGCCCCGGAGGCACCACCGAGAGGCUGGAGAGCACCACCACAUCCUAUACCGACUUUGAUUCCAACAAAGAAUCUCCAAUAAUGAAGAUAGCGUCGCGGCCGCAUCACCCCAGAGUGACGACAAUCACUUUUGACUACAAACCGACAGAAACGCCGGACUACAGUCACAAGCAGGACGAGAAGGACACGCCCACAAGUGACGUCUCCAUCGGCAUCACCGAGAGUCUCCGCAACAAACCUGACUCAGACAAAUCGUUCUCAUUCCACAAAGACGUGAAGCCCAUCGAAGCUAAACUCGAGCCGCUCCGUCAAGGCCCAACCACCACAGAAGGCAGAGCUGACAACACUGAAGAAGCGUCAGAAUUCACCACCACUACUCCCAAAGAUCUCCCAGAAACUACACCAGGAAAGGUACCCAGACGGAAGAACAAAUAUGAGAACAACCGUCCUAAAUUCAGCGUAAAAGAUUACAGAAACCGACUAAGCUCUACAACAACUACUGAGAAGCCAACGGAAGCCUCUCCCGCGGCGCCUAAAAUAAGAUUCCCGCAAAGACGCCUGCCUUUCGAGAACAGAAACAACAGUGACAACGAAACUGAGAGGAAGAAGUUUAUACCUAAAGACGCUAGACAUAAAUCAGCAAAUUCAAGUGACGGUGAGGCGGUGACUGAGAAGGAGGUGGUUCACUCGACGCGGCACCCGCAGCGCCGGUAUUCAUCCACUACAGAGAGUAGUGACGCCACACAGAAGAUCUCUUCCAGAAUAAGGUCUGGAUCCCGGCGGCCGCGGCCCACUGAGGAGACCACCGAGGCGCUGAGCCCGCCCACCACGCACAAGCGACCCUUGAGGAAGAAGAUUAAGGACUCAGACAUCGGAGAGUCGGUCCAAGAUGUUGCAGUAACAGAAACCACCAUCCACUACGAAACUGUGCACGAGACCUCCGAAAGAUCGAAGUCCGAAAGCGCUAUUAUGAAAAUAGCCAAAGAUGACAAGAAGCAUUUGCCAGAGGCCCUGGAUCAUAUCUUCGAGCACUCUAAAAGGGUUUCGGACUUGACUCUAGCCGCGAGCAAAGACUAUAACACUCCGGGCAUGUUUAAAACCGUAUCGCCGAACAGCAGGCGAAUACCCAACUACUUCACGAUAGCGACUGACGAUCCCAUUCUUCCCAUCGAAGCUUUUUUCCCACAAUUAAAUGGUAAGAAGGAAUCGUAA